GCCACUGUGAUUGGUCAAACGUGUUACACGUUGACUACACAUGCAAGCUCACUAGCUUUCUCGCUUGUCAGUCAAAUUUCUCUCCACAGGUAGCCUACAGUAAAGAGAGAGACAGCUAGGGCGCGUUGACAGUGUUGUACAUUUAGGUAGAAUGAGUGUGGGUUUCAUAGGAGCGGGCCAGCUGGCGCACGCUCUGGUGAGAGGCUUCACGGCUGCAGGCGUCAUUGCCACCCACAGAAUCACAGCCAGCUCCCCAGACACAGAUCUCCCCACUGUGCAGGCACUGCGGAAAUUGGGUGUGAGUUUGACCACCAGCAACAAAGAGACAGUGAACAAAAGUGAUGUUCUCUUCCUGGCUGUGAAGCCACACAUCAUUCCUUUUGUGCUGGAUGAGAUUGGACCAGACAUUGAAGAUCGUCACCUUAUUGUGUCCUGUGCUGCAGGAGUCACCAUCAGCUCUAUAGAGAAGAAGCUGCAGCAGUAUUGCAUUGAUCCAAAGGUAAUGCGUUGCAUGACCAACACUCCAGUGGUGGUGCGAGAGGGGGCCACUGUGUACGCAACAGGCACUCAUGCAAAGGUGGAGGAUGGGAAGCUUCUGGAGCAGCUGAUGGCCAGUGUAGGAUACUGCACUGAGGUGGAAGAGGACCUGAUUGAUGCUGUCACCGGCCUCAGCGGCAGCGGCCCUGCUUAUGCGUUUACAGCUGUAGAUGCUCUUGCUGAUGGUGGAGUGAAAAUGGGCCUGCCUAGGAGACUGGCUGUACGCCUUGGAGCCCAAGCUUUGCUGGGAGCUGCUCGAAUGCUGUUGGACUCAGAGCAACACCCUGGGCAGCUCAAGGACAAUGUGUGUUCACCAGGGGGCGCCACCAUCCACGCCUUGCAUGUCAUGGAGAGUGGUGGCUUCCGCAGCCUCCUGAUCAACGCUGUAGAGGCCUCAUGUGUUAGGACUAGGGAACUUCAGUUUUUGGCAGACCAAGAGAAAAUCUCCCCAGCUGCCAUAAAGAAGACGACUCUGGACAAAGUGUUGCAGCAGCCAGGAGUGACUGCAGAAGGUGUUGGAGUCAGAUCUCGUGGGAUCAGUAUGUUCAACAGCAGUGACUCCAGGACCAAAAAGAAGUGAUCCCCCACAUUUGGAAAUGGCACAUUUUGACUCCUUUACUGUCAUAUCAUUUCUCUCAGUCAGUUAGUGGACUAGAAUAGUAAUAUCAAUUUCUGUGGUUGCUAUGACUUUCUAAAUCUCAUUUCUGGUGGUAGGUGGGUUAGGUUAAGUUAGGAUUACUAAAUAACAAUGCACUUCAGUGGUAUACACUUUGUUGUGAAGCAGUAAACUCUGCACCAUGUUCUUCUGGGAGUGGUAUGAUGGGUUCAACUUGUAUUUAUGCAGUUUCAAUAUUAUGUUUGGUUUUUUUUUAUAUUCUACUACUUAAACUUUUCUUUAAAAAAAAUGUGAUAAAUGCUAUAUUUUAUGAUGCAAUGAACCUGAGGAUCUUUCCAAAACAUUUUAUUAUUAAAUAUAGAAAACACA
This is a messenger RNA of Micropterus dolomieu (smallmouth bass), 1522 nucleotides long. Its product is annotated as pyrroline-5-carboxylate reductase 1, mitochondrial-like. The transcript has 8 exons. Lineage: Eukaryota; Metazoa; Chordata; Actinopteri; Centrarchiformes; Centrarchidae. Gene Ontology annotation, biological process: L-proline biosynthetic process. The record is from RefSeq and is a predicted model, not a curated record. Gene Ontology annotation, molecular function: pyrroline-5-carboxylate reductase activity. Bases 152 to 1117 code for a protein of 321 amino acids.